AUGGCACUUGUCUGUUUCAAAAACGGAUCGCUAACGCGAGAACGAGUGCGUAAACGACUUGGUUAUAGAUGGGACGACUUUGGUACACUUCUCGAGCAAACUCCAGUCGGUAAUGAUGGAAAUAUAGGCAAAAAGAGUGAUGAUCGAGUAUUUUUAGGUCUGUACUUCGAUGAGGACGAAAUUGCUCCAAGAGUCAAGAGAGGCGACUUUAGGUAUCAAAAGGAUGGCAAUAGCUACUCUAUGGUGGAAGAAUUUGCACCA
This is a messenger RNA of Ostertagia ostertagi, 261 nucleotides long. The record is from the annotation of a GenBank genome assembly. NCBI's taxonomy places the organism in Eukaryota, Metazoa, Nematoda, Chromadorea, Rhabditida, Trichostrongylidae.